Arabidopsis thaliana (thale cress) is the source of this 1290-nucleotide messenger RNA. Its product is annotated as Phosphoglycerate mutase family protein. Lineage: Eukaryota; Viridiplantae; Streptophyta; Magnoliopsida; Brassicales; Brassicaceae. Bases 162 to 863 code for a protein of 233 amino acids. The transcript has 8 exons. The record is from RefSeq and is marked reviewed.
CUUCCAUGAAACUGACUGGUUGUAGUCGAUAUAUACUGUAUAUUUUGUAUAUUUAUAUAUGAUGAUCACGAACACGAAAGGACGAAGAAGAGAAGAAGAAGAACCUUACAAUUGCUUUUGUAAAUAUUGUAGGUAGUUUAAGGACGUCACUACCUACAUACAUGGAUUUAUGUGGAACUCAGAUGCUGCGCCUCUCAUCGCCUCAUUUCAAAACCCUUCAUUUGGUGAGGCAUGCACAAGGAGUCCACAAUAUAGCAUUAGAAGAGAAGGGAGAGAAACCUGAAUCAGAAAAGCUUUUUGACGCCCACCUUUCUCCAAAGGGUUUGCAACAGGUUUCGGAAAGGCGCAACCAAAUCCUUGAAUCAGGAUUACUUAACACUGUCGAGUUAGUGAUAACCUCUCCGCUGUGCAGAGCAAUGGAAACUUCAAUAGGAAUAUUUAGGGGACAAGGAUAUGUAAAUAUAUCCGAAGACUUUGCAAAAGCUAACAACUUCCCUCCAAUUGUAGCACUUGAGAUCUGUAGAGAACGCAUGGGACUCUAUCCAUGUGAUCGUAGAGCAAGUAUAAGUACUCGCCGCACUUUUUUUCCUGAGAUCGACUUUACAAUGAUAGAGAGUGAUGAAGACGCUCUAUGGCAAGACAAGGAAAGGGAAAAAUUAGAAGAUGUUGCUACUAGAGGUCUUCACUUUGUUAAAUGGUUAUGGGAGAGACCAGAAAAAGAGAUAGCAAUUGUAAGCCACGGGAUUUUCUUGCAACAAACACUUUGUGCGCUGCAUGGAAAAGUUGGCAUACCUCUUGAAGAUAGUCUCCUUACAAGGUUUGCCAAUUGUGAACUCCGGUCGAUUCGGAUAGAGAAGAGGUAACUAAAAUUAGCUUAGGAAAUUGAAGGAACUUUACAAGUAGUGUUGUUUUUAACAAUGUUCACACGUUUAAGUGCAGUGACAUGGAAGCGGAUACAUUAAUGACUUGUAACUGUAGAAAUUACGUUACUCCACCUUCAACUUCCUUCCAUUCACACGCUUGAAUAGAAGGCAUGCAUAUGUUAUAUAUGAACUGUGUUUUCUUUUCCAAGCCACACUCAUGGAUCGGAGUUUCAGAACCAAGGAAAAUCGAAGCUACUAUUCCCAUUUGCCAUUACCAAGCUACCAGCACCAAUACAUUGUAAUCAAUCACUAGUAACAAAAAAAUCUAUAAUUUCAAAGAUACGUUUACAUCGAAAAAAAGAAAGAUAACGUUUGCAAAUGAUAUAAAAGCUUUUCCUUUUUUUUUUUUUUAAUUAUUAUGAAAAAA